Kickxella alabastrina is the source of this 1613-nucleotide messenger RNA. RefSeq names its product Alpha/Beta hydrolase protein. The transcript has 6 exons. Gene Ontology annotation, molecular function: triacylglycerol lipase activity. The coding region runs from base 143 to 1528 and encodes 461 amino acids. NCBI's taxonomy places the organism in Eukaryota, Fungi, Kickxellomycota, Kickxellomycetes, Kickxellales, Kickxellaceae. The record is from RefSeq and is a predicted model, not a curated record.
UUUUAUUUUUAUUUUUAUAUUUUUAUUAUUAUUAUUAUUAUAUUUAAGACUUUGUAAUUCACUGGCGACGACAAAAAGCAAAUUGUAUUAUUUAUUAUAUUAUUAUUCAAAAGUCAGUUUACUAGACAUAAUAGAUAAGGUUAUGUUGGCAUCGGUUUUAACCGGUAGGAUUGCGCAGUUCCUCAAGCAUCGGCUUGGGGUUUUAGGCAGCAACGGCAUAAGAAUAGGCACUGGAUCCUCCUGGCUAUACUCACGAACGGCAACAGUACAGGCGACGCAGGUGGAUGUGGAUGAUAGCCGGCAGGCCAAGGUGAAUGCGCAAGCGCUGGUUAAGCCAAUCUAUAUUGCGCCGCGGAAUCCCAUAGUACUAUGCCAUGGACUCUAUGGAUUUGACGUGCGAGGUCCGGAGAAACUCCCACUCUUGCAGGUGCACUACUGGCGCGGGAUUCGCGAAGCGCUGGAGAAAAUCGGAGCCCGCGUGGUGAUUGCCAAAGUGCCCGGCACCGGCGGCGUGCAUGAGCGGGCGCAUCAAUUGGACACAUUGCUGGCAAGCCAAGUGGCAUCGACCAAGGUCAACAUCCUCGGUCACUCAAUGGGUGGGCUGGAUGCACGGUAUUUGAUUGCGCAUAUCAAGCCAAAGCGGUAUUCUGUCGGGUCACUGACCAGCGUGUGUACGCCGCAUCGCGGGUCGCCGUUUAUGGACUGGUGCAGGGACUACCUGAGCCUCGGGUAUCGUGUGGAUCCGGACCAGCUGAUUCGAGAUUUUGCCACGGUGUGGAGGCCCCAGGGGCGCAGGAGCCCGGUGGGCGGUAGUGCAGGGGCUGCGGCUGCAGCUGUGGGUGCUGCAGGGGAUGUGCCGGAUAUGGUUUUGCGCGAGCGCAUCGGCGACGACCGGCUGCGUGAGUUUGCGCACUUUUUGACAAAGCUCCUGGGCGAAAACGCCAGCGUCAGCGAGUCAUCGCAGCUCCUGCACAUGUCGCAAAAGGCGGCCACCGGCGGCAGCGACAGGGAUUACCUCGACCGAUCAAUGGUGCUUCUGCGGAUGGUCUACCGGCGCAUAAUGGCGACCCUCGACACGCCCGCGUACGCCUGCCUGACCACCGACUACUGCACGCGGUUCUUCAACCCCGCAACACCAAACGCCCCUGGUGUCCAGUACCUUUCGGUGGGGGCGUUUAUGGACUCGCACGAUCUAUCGGAUAAGCUUAAUCCGCUGAUUAUCCCGCAUGAUAUUAUCGAGCAGAGGGAGGGCGCCAAUGACGGGUUUGUCAGCCUGCGAAGUGCACGGUGGGGCGAGUAUUUGGGCUGUGUGCGCGCGGACCAUUUUGACUUUACCAACCGGUGGAGGGUCACUAGCUUGGGGAGGGACUUUAUUGGAACCGUGGUGUAUUGGGGCGGCAAGUGGUCGUCGUGGGUCAUCGCAAUGAGGCGGCGGGGGCGGGGGCGGGGGCGCCGUCAGUGGUACCCCCAGUGCCGUCUGAUGCCGGGCUGGUGUUUGGCGGUGGCAGCGACGGGAAGCGAAAUGUAACAGUAGCAAAAAUAAAAAGCGCCUUUUGGGCAGUAACUGCUUUCUUGUUCUUCCAUCCAGAAAAGAAAUGUGGUUUGGUGUACGU